UUAAAAAAGUGAAAUCAUAAAAAAGGACUACUUUAAACCGAAAAUCAAGUUGAAUAUUGUAUAACUUAUAAACAGUUGAAAUUGCAUAAAUUAUUAAUGUAAAAACAUAUACUGCCAUGACUUUUUUUUACAGCAUGCAUUCCAAAGAAUAUUGCUUCUAUUCAUAAUCUGCCAAUUCUGAAGGUUUCAAAAAAGAUUAGAACGAUUUGUUUUCUUCUAAAUAUUUUCUUAAUGUACAUGUAUUAAUAAAAUUAAAAUCAACUUAUUCAUUUUCUUGUUUGUUUGAAGCUCUAUGAAAGUGAUUUUGACCUUUAGCCUCUCUGUUCCAGUCAAAAAGCUUUUUUGUGCAUUCUGUUAUGAAAGCCCAUAUUACAUCAUCUAUGUGAAUAAAAUCAAGGCCUACAUUUCUUUUUCUCUCAGAAAUACAUAUUUUGGAAUUAAAAUGCAUUCUUUCAUUAUAACUUUAGAGACCCCAUGAACCUUAUUAAAAGGAGCAGUUUUCUGUCCUGUGCUGACAUAUAUUUAUUUUGGAUGUUUGGGCAGGACAAAUUGCAAUGCACACACCUCUUUGUUACACAAUGCACCAAUUACAGCCAUGAACUAUGAUUUGCUACUUUGUAGUCCCUUUUCAGGUUGUAUUAAAGGGUUAGUUCACCUCUAAAAUGCAUUAUUAAUGAAAACCCUGACCUUAUAUUACAGAUUACAGUGAAUUAACAGACAGAAGUGAAUUAAAACAACAUGCAGUUCAAGAUCUGCAUGCGUAUAAAUGAUGCAGUUCAAACCCAAGAGACAAAUAUAAAACACAUGUUCUUCUGGGUUGACCUAUUUGUCUCCCAAUGGCUCGGGAACUUUCUUGAUGUGAAUGACAAACUUAUAUUGUUUAUAUAGUAAAGUGAGAACAUUUCUACUCACUGAAUGCGUAAAAUAUGUUUUCCAGAAGAUGAAAUCCACACCAGCCUCAUACAUCACCUACAAUCAUGGAAAAGUUGUUUUCAAGAGGAACAGAAGACGUUAAUUUUUUGGCAACACCACUUAUUCCUCUUUCCUCUUCUGCGUUCUCUCCCUCUCUGGCUCUUCACACAUCUGGAAGGUACGACGGGUGGCUGCGUCUCUCCAGCGCUGCUGAUCUUAUGAUGUGUUUGGGCUGUUUCAGGAAGCUUUGACACGCUGGACUUUUGCUUUAACUCUGUUUGGAUACUUUCAGAGGGAACUGAGAGGUCCAGAUCUGGUUCGGUUCUGGCUGGAUCGGAGUUGGAGUGAGGGUUUCAGAUCUUCUUUGGCCCGAGCGAACGCAUCCAGGCCCGGAAGUAUGGAUCAGCGGCGCGGCCUGCUGGAGCUGCUGUGUUUGGUUCUGCUGGGCUGGACUCUGGUUCGCGGUCAGGCGGAAACAGACUUAAAGGAGGACGGUGAGGCGGAGGACGCCCCUGGAAUAGUGGAAAAUGUGGAGCAAAAGAUGUUUUGUCCGGAGAACUGCAGCUGCACCGAGGAGGGGGCGGUGGACUGUAACGGAGCGAGCCUAAAUGAAUUCCCACAUGAGUUAUCCGAACAGACCCGUCAGCUCUCGCUGCAGAAUAACCAAAUCACUGAGGUCACGCUGGAGCAUCUGUCACAUCUUCAGCAGUUGGAGACACUAAACUUACAGAACAACCGCCUCACGACACAAGGCCUUGACGAUGAAGGGUUUCAUAUUCUGGAAAAGCUGAGCUAUUUAUACUUGGCAAAUAAUAAGCUCACAGCAGCUCCCAGACAACUCCCUCCCUCUUUGGUCAGCGCUGAUUUCGCUGCAAACCAGCUCACCAAAAUCUACCCCAACACAUUUGGUCAGAAGCCUGUUCUGAAGUCAGUGUAUCUCCAUAACAACAAGCUAACGGAUGCCGGUCUGCCAGAGAAUAUGUUUAAUGGAUCAGACAACCUUGAGAUCCUAAUUAUGUCCAGUAAUUUCCUCCGUUAUGUCCCAAAGGCUCUACCCACUGCCCUCUACCGCCUACACCUGAAGAACAAUAAGCUGGAGAAGAUUCCCGCAGGUGCAUUCGAUAAUUUGUCUCAUCUUCGAGAACUUUACCUGCAAAACAACUUCCUGAGUAAUGAUGGCAUGGACAACGAGACCUUCAGUCACUUGAACAGUCUGGAAUAUCUGGAUUUGUCCAAUAACAACUUGACCGCGGUUCCCCUCGGGCUGCCCCGCAAUAUCGUCCUGCUUCACCUGGAGAAGAAUCACAUCCAGAGCAUCACAAUCAACGCUCUGACGCCCAUCCGAAACUUGGAGUACCUGCUCCUCCACAACAACCACCUCCGCUCCCGCUCCAUCCAUCCGGCCGCCUUCAUGGGCCUCAAACGUCUCCACACCGUCCACAUGUACAACAACCUCCUAGAGCGAGUUCCCCGCGGUCUUCCACGCCGUGCAAAAACCCUCAUGCUGCUCCACAACCUCAUCAGCGAGAUCGGGCGCAACGAUCUGAUCACGCUUUACACCCUCACGGAGCUCAACCUCAGUUACAACCGCCUCACCAGUGCCAAGCUCCACAGAGAUGCCUUCAGGAAGCUCAGGAUACUGGAGACCUUGGAUCUGUCAGGAAACAAGCUGCAGGUGCUGCCGUUGGGACUUCCCAAGAGCCUCCAGGUUCUGAAGGUGAAGGACAACCAGAUGACUGAGAUACCGGAAGGAGCUCUGCUGGGAAUGAGCUCGCUGAGGGAGAUCUACCUGUCCAACAAUCAACUGAAGCUGAACUCCAUCUACCAAGGAGCGUGGCAGGAGCUGAGCGUGCUCAAGACGCUGGAUCUCUCCGGUAACAUGUUGUCACACAUUCCUCCUGACCUGCCCGAGUCUCUUGAGUUCCUUCACCUGCAGAGCAACAGAAUCAGCUCGGUUUCUGCCACAGCCUUCCUCAACACACCCAACAUCAAAGGGAUCUUCCUCAGAUUUAAUCGCCUCUCAGUUCAUUCGGUAUCCGAAGAGUCUUUUUCUCACCUGUCCAAGCUUCAGGUGUUGGACAUUGGCCACGGUAACAUCUCUCCCAACCGAGGCCGAGGAGGAGAAGAAGAGGAGGAGGACUUACCGUACGAAGAGGUGGAGAAACGCUCGUGAGACAGGAAGGAAUGGAAAACAGUAAAAUUCACGCCCUGAACUUUCCUUCACUCAAAAAUAAAAUGAAAAUGACAACCAGUUUGAAAUCAUAAAUGCAUUUUGGCUGCUGACAGAAUGUGAUUAUUUCCGAAAGCAUUGACUGAUUACAUCCGAGUGCAUGGGAAGAUAUUUCAGACAUGAAAAAGGAAAAUACAAAUUUUGCUACUACUAAUUUUUCUUUUUUGUUUUCAUCAAAAAUGUGGCUUUAUGUUGUAAUCGGAUGCAAUAGUACGAAAACAAGUGUCAUAUACAGCAUGUAAAUAUCUGGUGCAGGAUACCGGAAAGUUUUAUUGGUUGUCUUUUAUUUUUUGUUUUUGUGGUGUUUGCUCAUUCAUCAUGACUCAUUGCUCACUGUGUCUGUGUAUGAAACCAUUUUGUGCUAUGAAAUUAUAAUUUCUUUCUCCAGA
This is a messenger RNA of Megalobrama amblycephala (Wuchang bream), 3531 nucleotides long. It is a transcript of the gene podn, whose product is annotated as podocan. The record is from RefSeq and is a predicted model, not a curated record. Bases 1310 to 3085 code for a protein of 591 amino acids. NCBI's taxonomy places the organism in Eukaryota, Metazoa, Chordata, Actinopteri, Cypriniformes, Xenocyprididae. The transcript has 10 exons. Gene Ontology annotation, molecular function: protein binding.